Messenger RNA from Andrographis paniculata, 3080 nucleotides. Its product is annotated as ATP-dependent DNA helicase Q-like 5. The record is from RefSeq and is a predicted model, not a curated record. The transcript has 20 exons. Gene Ontology annotation, cellular component: nucleus; cytoplasm; chromosome. NCBI's taxonomy places the organism in Eukaryota, Viridiplantae, Streptophyta, Magnoliopsida, Lamiales, Acanthaceae. Gene Ontology annotation, biological process: double-strand break repair via homologous recombination. The coding region runs from base 43 to 2883 and encodes 946 amino acids. Gene Ontology annotation, molecular function: nucleic acid binding; ATP binding; four-way junction helicase activity.
GUCACCUGUUAACAACAGAAGUUUGCCCUGGACCUCUACUCCAUGGACUCUGAUUCAGACUCCGAUGGCUCUCACAUCUCUGCCACUCCUCCAUCUUCGCCGCCGCAGGCCGCCGUUCAUCUUCCUACGCCGUCGUGCAGGGAAAUUCUUCUCUCCUCUGCCAAAUCAAGAACUAAAACCUCUGCUUUCACCUCCAGAGCUAUAUUACAUCCCAAAAUCUCGAAGAAACGCGAAAAACCGCCUCCACAAGCCGAGCCAAUCCAGUCAGAACCAACGAGCAUCUCUCCAAUCACCUCCAAUCUGCCGUUUCAAAUUAAGAAAUCACUCGAUUCGCAAAGUAGCAAGGUCUCCGGCGACGGACUUCUUCACGGGGGACACAGCGCAUCGAGGUUCGCAUCGUUUUUGAAAGCUCAGGAUAAAAAAUUGGAUUUCGAGACCGAUGAUUCGGUCGAGUUGAAAACCGAGGCUCUUGUUGCAAGUGAUGGUUCGAGGGACAUUGUGAAAGAACAAGUCGCCGAGAAGGAUUUGAAGGCGAAGAAGCUGAGAAAAAAUCUUAACUUAAUCGGAGGUAAAGAUUUCGAUGUUUUGCCAGCUAAAAAGCAUAAAAGCACUAGUGAGGGGAAUUUCGUGAGGUUGAAUAUCAAUGGCUAUGGGAGAAAAAAGUUUACUUUCAAAAACAAAAGAACUGGCGCUAGUUCAUCAUACAAGCGCCGGAAAUAUUACAGAAAACGCAAUGGAAGUGGUGGAGAGGGACGGGAAGAAGGAGUUGUGUUGGAUGAAGAAGGUUUUGCAGUGGAUCUUGGGAAAGGACAAGGGGAAGCAAAAUUCGAUGAAGGUCUGAUCAAAGAAGCUGUAGUAAGGGUUAGAAAUGAGGCAUCCGAUGAGAACUUACUGGAUUUAUUGAAAUUGACGCAUGGCUAUGAUUUCUUUCGGGAUGGUCAGUUGGAGGCUAUAAAGAUGGUGCUCUCUGGGAAAUCCACAAUGCUGGUUUUUCCAACUGGUGCAGGCAAGUCCUUGUGUUAUCAGUUGCCUGCAUUGGUGUUGCCAGGAGUUACACUUGUGGUGAGCCCUUUAGUAUCUUUGAUGAUCGAUCAGCUGAGGCAUCUUCCUCCUGCGAUUCCCGGUGGUUUUUUGUCCAGCAGUCAGACAGUAGAAGAGUCUUCGGAAACACUCCAGUUGCUCGAAGAAGGAGCUUUAAAGGUUCUGUUUGUUGCGCCGGAAAGAUUUCUUAAUACAGAGUUUCUUUCCUUAUUUUCUGGCUCUUUGCAAUUAUCUCUUGUGGUUAUCGAUGAAGCCCAUUGUGUUUCAGAGUGGUCACACAAUUUCCGACCUUCAUACAUGAGGCUCAGAGCUUCCCUACUUCGUGGUAGGCUGAAUGCAAGAUGCAUUCUUGCAAUGACUGCAACUGCAACUAAGAAAACAUUGUGCGAUGUCAUGCAUGCUUUGGAGAUUCCUCCCACAUCCCUUUUCCAUUCGCCCAAAGUAAGGGAUAAUCUCCAUCUUUCAGUAUCUAUAACUGGGAAUCGACUAAAAGAUUUGAUGGCACUACUUAAGACAUCUCCAUAUUCAGAUAUCAAAAGCAUCAUUGUGUACUGUAAAUUCCAGUCUGAGACUGACAUGAUUAGCAAGUAUCUGUGUGAUAACAACAUUUCUGCAAAGAGUUAUCACAGUGGCAUUCCUGCAAAAGAAAGAAGUCGUACACAGGAUUUGUUUUGUUCAAACCGAAUUAAAGUGAUUGUUGCAACUGUGGCAUUCGGCAUGGGACUUGAUAAAAGUGAUGUUGGAGCUGUUAUUCAUUAUAGCAUACCAGGAAGCCUGGAAGAAUAUGUCCAGGAGAUCGGCCGUGCUGGGCGUGAUGGUAGAGUUUCUUACUGUCAUCUUCUUUUUGAUGAUGGCACAUAUUUUAAGCUUCGAAGUUUAAUGUACAGUGAUGGUGUGGAUGAAUAUACUGUCAACAAAUUGCUUUGUCAAGUCUUUAUGAGUGAUGGGCUUCCAAGUGGAGACAUCUGUUCACUAGUAAAGGAAUCAGCAUCCCAGAAAUUUGACAUGAAAGAAGAGGUAAUUCUAACAAUUUUGACACAGUUAGAAUUGGGUGAAGGGCAGUACAUUCAUUUGCUUCCACAGAUGAAUGUAACUUGUGCUUUGAAUUUUCAUGAGACUUCACCAUUAAAACUAGCAGCUAAAGAUAUUGUGGUUGCAGCAAUCUUGAAGAAGUCUGAGAUGAAAGACGGGCAGUAUGUAUUUCACAUUCCAUCCGUUGCCAAUGUCCUUGGAAUGGAAGCAAUUGACCUAACAAGUCACUUGCUGAGUCUAAAGCUGAAGGGUGAAAUCACAUAUGAGAUGAAGGAUCAGGCCUUCUGUUAUAGAACUGUGAACGCUCCGAAGGAUAUUUGUUCUUUGGCAACCCAGAUAACGAAGUGGCUCGGCGAUGUUGAAACUUGUAAGGUCCAGAAAUUAGCUGCAAUGUAUUAUGCCGCAGCGUUUGCUGCAAAAGAGUUAAGCAGCGGUCAUGGUUGCCAAAAGGACCAACACACAUCGUAUUUAGAAAGGAAGAUUGUUGAGUACUUCAAUGGCGAAGAUGAUACUGAUCUCAAUGCUCAAGUGCCCAUUCAAUCUGACCAAAACAGUUCAUUUUUGCGAGCUGAUAUAAAGGUUUUUCUCCAAACCAAUUCACAUGUGAAAUUUACUCCCCGGGCUAUAGCAAGAAUACUGCAUGGACUUGCGAGUCCAGCCUUUCCUUCAGCCACUUGGUCGAGAACUCAUUUCUGGGGCAGGUAUGCUCAUAUGGACUUCAAGACAGUAAUGGAGGCGGCGAAGGCAGAGCUCAUAAAUUUUCUCAGAAAGGAUGCAAACCAAGAACCUUUUAUCUUUCAAGGGACAUAAAACCGAUAUUCAAUAAUCAAUAGCUUCUUCAUUGGCCUGGUUCUUGCAUACUUUUGUCGGGGAUUCAUUUCCACUUUACUCUCACGAUGGUUAAUUUUCUUUUUUGUUUUUUUUAGGUGUGUCGCCUUGAAAUGAGAUAUUGUAUGAAUUGCUCAUAAGAACUAAUGAAUUAUUUUUUAAUGUGUAUUGUGGUUAAG